Messenger RNA from Volvox carteri f. nagariensis, 372 nucleotides. RefSeq lists its product as uncharacterized. Gene Ontology annotation, biological process: regulation of nitrogen utilization. The record is from RefSeq and is a predicted model, not a curated record. Lineage: Eukaryota; Viridiplantae; Chlorophyta; Chlorophyceae; Chlamydomonadales; Volvocaceae. Gene Ontology annotation, cellular component: cytosol. Gene Ontology annotation, molecular function: enzyme regulator activity; ATP binding. The annotation marks the transcript as partial. The transcript is spliced from 3 exons.
CAGGCCAUCUUCCGGCCCUGGCGUCUACCGUUCGUGAUCGACACGUUGUCCAAGUACGGCAUCCGUGGACUCACGAAUACGACCGUCAAGGGUGUCGGAGUGCAGGGAGGCAGCCGCGAGCGUUACGCGGGCACCGAGUUCGGCCCCUCCAACCUGGUUGAGAAGGAGAAACUUGACAUCAUUGUUAGCAGGUCUCAGGUGGAUGCGGUUGUACGGCUAGUGGCCGCCUCGGCGUUCACCGGCGAGAUCGGCGACGGCAAGAUCUUCGUACACCCCGUGGCGGAGGUGGUGCGCAUUCGCACGGCGGAGACGGGUUUGGACGCCGAGAAGAUGGAGGGCGGCAUGGAGGACAUGAUGCGGCGGAAGAGGUGA